Emericellopsis atlantica is the source of this 3068-nucleotide messenger RNA. RefSeq names its product armadillo-type protein. Gene Ontology annotation, biological process: protein import into nucleus. The coding region runs from base 1 to 3021 and encodes 1006 amino acids. The record is from RefSeq and is a predicted model, not a curated record. Gene Ontology annotation, cellular component: cytoplasm; nuclear membrane. NCBI's taxonomy places the organism in Eukaryota, Fungi, Ascomycota, Sordariomycetes, Hypocreales, Bionectriaceae. The transcript has 8 exons.
AUGGAAGGCGGUCACCACGAACCGGAGCUGACCACCGAGGAUAUUGAGGCCCUCAUCCUCACACUCUAUCGACCAAAUCCGCCAGAUGUGAUAGCGGCAACACAGAAAAAAUUGACAGAGAUACAAUGCUCACCCCAUUCGUGGGCAAUUGCUCGCGAUCUUCUCACAAGGGCGGACGAAAAAGUCAGGUUCCACGGGGCCCUGAUCAUCAUUGUCAAACUGAACACUGAAAGCUCAACAUUAGGCGAUCACAAUGCGGGCGAACUUCUGACAGGUCUGUUGGAUUGGUACAUGGCCUCUGUAGCCCACGGCGGUUCAGUGCUCGUAUCACGAAAGCUGUCAUCCGCACUAGCUACCUACUUGAUACACUUCCCGCACCUUUGGAGGCGAUUCGUGCCACAUCUUGUGCAGUGUAUGGCCACGGGCAAGUUGGUCGCUCCAGAAACUUCCCUGGCACGGUUUCCCGAGCACCUAGAGUGUCUGGAUCCCGUCCGAAGUCGAGCGAUCCUCUGGGUCAUCAGCAACGUCGUGGAUGAUGCGGCUAAGGUUGAUUUUCACUCGGCGCAUAACAGCGAACUGUAUGAAACGUUGCGUCUCAAUGUCGCUGAAUCCACUGCUGUCAUUUGGAAGAGCUUGGAAUAUGUUCAACCUGACCCAAAGGCCGAUGAGGAGGCCAUCAGAUGUCUCCAAUCUUGGGUGUGGUUCUCGCAGAAACUGGCCGCGCGAGACUCACUCUUUAUAGAUUCGCUUCGGCCUCUCAUCUCCGCGGUAAUAGCUGGAUUAUCGACCAACGAUAUGUUUCAACCAACAGUGGAACUUCUCACCGACAUUUUAACCAACUUUCCAUCGCUUCUGACCAGCGAACACUACACCUUGCUCGCCGACACUCUCGAAAAGGCAUGGUGUGUGAAUUAUUACCAGAGACUACAGCAGGGCGACUUUGAAUUUGACGCAGUACAAUUCGGUCAGCUCAUGCUCGCAUAUGGUGAGGCUCGGGUCGAAAUCCUGAUGCGAAGCGAGAACCACCAGGAUCACGCCUUGCUCGGUAAACUUUGUGGGCUGUUAUCCUUGAAUGGUCACCCUGUUGUUGAAGACAGAAUCUUUGUUCCUGCAGUGGAAUUCUGGUCGACAUACGUCGAGACAUUGACGGACGAGGUUUUCUCUAACGCGGAAAGCUCUAUUCCUUGGGCAUCGACUGCCACAUCUUUCGUGCUGGAAGCUGUUUCAAACUCGUGGCAGCGGAUCAUAUAUCCUGAUGCCAAUGAGCUGAGCCAAUGGGACAACAGCGAUCGCAUUGGGUUCAUAGACGCUCGAAAGGACGUUGCUGAUCUCCUACAAUCUACCUACGCCCUAACCGGAUCCCGAUUGUUGGUCACCUUUGCUGAUCUUCUCAUUUCCGCGGUAUCAUCUGAGGACUGGGCACGUUUGGAGGCUGCAGCAUUCUGUCUUGGAUCCCUCGCAGAUUGUGCCAAGGAAGAACCGCAAAGUGAUGAAGCACUGAAUUCUGUCUUCUCCUCGCCAUUGUUCAACACGCUUCGUGGCGGCCAUACCCUACUGCCCCCACGCGUUCGCCAAACAUGCGUCAGCCUGAUUGAGAGGUAUACCGAGUUCUUCGAGCGCUACACCGAACUUCUCCCGCCAGCUUUGAACCUUCUGUUUAGCUUGGUGGGCGAUACGACGCUGUCGCAGCCCAUCUCAAGGUCUAUACUUCGGCUCUGCUCUUCGUGCCGACAUCAUCUUCACUCCGAGACGGGUGCGUUUCUUGACGAAUAUCAGCGCAUGAACGCAACCCAGACAAUGGAGUGCGAGACUGCAGAGAAAGUUCUCGGGGGCAUCGCGUCCGUUGCUCAAGCCUUGGAAAUCGAGUCCGAACGCCUUCAAGCUCUCCGCAAAAUCAUUGGGUUCGUUGAGAUCGACUUACAGACCUGCCAUGCGCUCAUUGCGUCACCCAAUGCCACGGGUCGCCCCAUCUGUCCGCCAGAGUCUCGAUGCCUCGAUGAGUCGUUCGAUGAAUCUCCAGCUCUGCAUAUUGGUAUCAGAGUUCUCAGAUGUCUCUCCUCUGUAGCCAAGGCUUUCCAGAUCCCGGCUGAAAGGCCAGUAGAGAUCGAUGGUAACUCCAAACUUGAGAAGGAGAAGAGUCCUCAACUUGCAGACCUCCAGAGGCACAUUUUCGACAUAAUUGUUCAGCUGCAAAGGGCUUUCCCGCAAAGUGUUGAGAUUGUUGACAAUAUCUGCAGCAUUCUUCGAAGUGGUUUCUCGGAAACCGAGCACGGCCCCUUUGUCUUCCCACCAAGACAAAUUGCGGAAUACUUGUUUUCGCACACAACACACUCGCCCCGAAUAGGCGCGCUUGUCAAGACUGCUUGCUCUUUUUCGAGUUCUCUAAAGCAGUAUGGCGAAGGUUCUAUGCGAGACAAACUGCUCGCGGACUUGUUCAACUGGACCAUCGGGCUCCUACGUGGCCUGUCAGGUCCAGAAGCCGACCCGGAAUUAUCGCACAAUGCAAUGGACUUUAUCACGCGGGUAUUGAGCGGAGCCCCUCAAGUCUUGAUCGAUGCUCAUCCGUUUGAUCCGUCUGAGUUCUUCUUCCUCUUCACUCUGCAGGCUCUGGAUGGGAAGGAACCACUUCCAAAGAUGGCAUCGGCCGGAUUUUGGGCACACUUCUUACAGCUAGCGGGCAAUCCUCCCCCAGUUCAGCACCGGGUCAUCGACCUAAUGAAAACACUUGGUCCACUGGUCAGCGAGAGUUUGAUGAGGAACUUUGGCGGCAACGCUUCGCGGAGCGAGCUAGACAAGCUAAGCGAGCCGCUCAAGAAGCUCAUCACUUGGUACCCGGCCGCGCCAGGCUGGCUCGAGUCAGCGCUGGAGCAGGUGUCCUUUCCUGGCUCUCACCUCAAUCCACGUGAGAAAGCCAUAUUCGUCAAGAAGCUCGUGAGCCUACGUGGCUCUCGGACGACGACGCAAGUUGCCCGUGAUUUCUGGCUCGCAGCGCGAGGGUCCAGCUUUGCGUAUGCUUCUUGAUCUGCUUUUAUCGCUUCCGUUCGGGGAUCUGGAAUUGUCCCGCGCCA